AUGAAAAAAAAGUUUUACGGAACAGGGGUUGCGCUUUCCACCCCUUUUAAUGAUUCAAAUAAUAUUGACCACACUGCGAUAAAAACAUUGGUAGAAAAUCAAAUAAAAAACGAUGUUGAUUAUCUCGUGGUGCUUGGUAGUACGGGCGAAGCAGUAACCCUUACUGAAAAAGAAAAACAAGCCGCUAAGCAAACUGUUUUAAAAACCAAUAAUGGUCGUGUUCCCUUAGUUUUAGGGUUGGCGAACAAUGACACUUCGGCUCUUUUAAGAGGGGUGACAAAUACCGAUUUAGAUGGUUUUGAUGCCGUGCUUUCUGUAGCACCUUGGUAUAAUAAACCUACACAAAAAGGACUUUACGAGCAUUUUAUUUCACUUUCUAAG
Molecule: messenger RNA, 381 nt
Organism: Stylophora pistillata
Lineage: Eukaryota; Metazoa; Cnidaria; Anthozoa; Scleractinia; Pocilloporidae
Product: 4-hydroxy-tetrahydrodipicolinate synthase-like
Source: RefSeq, a predicted model, not a curated record